AAACAACCCCCCAAAAUAAAUAACACCAACAAAUAACACACUGACGCCGGCGACCUUCUGGAAAGAACUAGAAACUAGGAUAGGAUUUUUUAUCCCCCAUUGAACGAAUCGAAACGACGCGACGCCGUUUAAUCGCUUCCUACCUGUCAACCAUAUUGCUCACUGAAUACAACGUCGUUGCAAACUUACAACCGACAUUAUGAGUAUAAAUGACUGGAGUGACAACGCCCUGACUGAUCAUCUCAACGAUGAGUGGGAUGACGAGUACUACCCCAACCUUCCUCGGCCUCGCUUCCGCAGCCCUCAUCGGCACAUGGAAAGAUGGUCACACCCUAAAGAAGAAACCAAGCGCCAAGAUGUGAGCCAACGCGUGGAAAAACCGAGGAAGUUUCCGUCGGUUUCGGUGCUCAACAUUGGCCACUCGAACAAGUUUGAGAAAACUGGGGAUAUGUUUGCCAACUGCACUGUCACCUUCAUCAAGGGCUUGAAGUUCAACAUUCUGGUGGAUACGAUGACCGCCUGGGAUGGGGCUAAGCUUGAGCGGAUGCUCAAGGAAAUUAAACUCCACCCCGAUGACAUUCAUUAUGUGGUCUGCACUCAAGGCCACUCGGACCACACUGGCGGUAACUACUUGUUCCGAAACGCCUUCCACAUUGUGGGCACCACCAUGAGCCACGGAGAACGCUUCAUGACUUCCCCUCUGAAUGAUGGCAAGGAGUUCCUCAUCGAGCCGAAGGUGAAGGUCAUCUGCACUCCUGGACACACUCUGGACAGUGUGACUGUCCUCGUUGAUACUGGAAAAGAGGAGAAAGGGCUGGUCGCAAUCACUGGCGACCUCUUCGAAAGGGAGGCAGACAUUGAGUUCCCAAAACUUUGGCGCGAGCUCGCGGGAAGUCAAAAUCCUGAAGAGCAGGAGAAAAAUCGCAAGAAGAUUCUGGAGAUGGCCGACUUCAUCGUUCCAGGACAUGGACCCAUGUUCCAAAAUAUCUACAAGAACAUAACAGGUGCAGGUGGUACUGGUCCAUCCGCUUCUCACUAAUAUUAAGACUAAUCUCAAAUAAGACUUACACGUAAAGCUGACUGAAACAAACUUUGGGAAACCAGGAAUGAAGAUCAGACUGAUUUUUUUUAGUUUAAUAUGUCAAUACUCCAUGACUGCUAAAUAUACCACGUACAAUUCCCUUCUUUAUAGGAGAAAUAUUUUGCAUACAAAUUUUAAUGUUUGGUUUCCUAACAUCAAAUCUUUAUUAUUUUCUGUUCAAACAUGCAUGAUUAUUUUGUAAGAAACAAUAGAAAUGUACCCUAGGUUGUGAAGGCGUAUUAGCACCAACAGCCACAAAAUCAUAAAAUAUAACAAUAAAUUUCUUAUGUAGUUUUCAACAGAG
Molecule: messenger RNA, 1385 nt
Organism: Neocloeon triangulifer
Lineage: Eukaryota; Metazoa; Arthropoda; Insecta; Ephemeroptera; Baetidae
Product: metallo-beta-lactamase domain-containing protein 1-like
Exons: 4
Coding region: 200-1039 (279 amino acids)
Source: RefSeq, a predicted model, not a curated record